AUGUUUUCUGUAACGACGGUAUGUCACCGUACAAGCGACACAAAGCAUCCAUUGCUCAUGAUUACCAAUCGCGAAGGAAACAGAUUCUUUUUCGGGAAAGUUCCUGAGGGUGCACAGCGAGUUCUCAACGAAAACGGUUUCCGCAUGAGCAAGGUUAGGAGUAUAUUCAUGACUGGUAUUAUUUCUCUGUGGAGUGAAAUUGGAGGCUUGCCCGGUCUAUUUCUCACUGUCAGUGAUGCUGUAAGCCGAGGCUUGGAUGUUUAUGUGUCAUCCAGUUCCGUAAUGAAGUAUGUCGUCGCCACAUGGCGGUACUUUGUUUUCAGAAGGGACAGCCCGUUGAACGUAGUGGCCGCAAAUGAAGAUGCGGUAAUUGCUGAUGCUAGCGCAGCUUUCUUUCCUGUUCAAAUCGCACCUUCACUGCUGCCACAUGUUCUGCAGAGUAGUCAAGCCGAAACUCAAAGUGACCCAUCAAUGAAAGCAAAAGUAAUGGCUCAAAUUGACAAGCUAACCUCAUUGAUGUUUCCAUCAUCCACACCAAGCACAGAAAAUGGGAACGGCAAUACUGAGAUGCAGUAUGUUGGAAUCCAAUCAUUUGUUCGUCUUCCUGAACUCUGCCAAGUCACGGGAAGCCAACCUCAGAAGUCUCUUAACUUUAUCAUCAGAUUUUUGCCUACAAGGGGGAAAUUCAAUCCAAAACGUGCAAAAGAAUUAGGUAUUCUGCCUGGUCAUGAUUUCAAACGACUUACUAGUGGUGAACUGGUCAACAACAGUAACGGAGAUGUAGUACAUCCACAUCAAGUAAUGGGUGACGCUAAAACUUUCCCCAAGAUAGCUGUAAUUGAUAUUCCAAAUCAAAAGUACUUGGAAAACACCAUAAAAAGCCCGGAGUGGUUUAAGAUCACUGAAGAUAGGGGUGAUGAACAGUAUGGUUUGGUGUACCAUUUCUUAGGUGAUGAUAUUGACUUCCAGCUGGAAGAGUAUCUAUCUUUUAUCAACCGAUUCCCAGCAGAUUGUACUCAUGUGAUGAGUCACUGUUCAAUUGCUGACGAUACACUCGUUUUCAAGACUUCCAGCAUCCAUAUUCUUAAACUCAAAAGCAUCAUGAACAACAAUUUCAACCUUCCAUUCUUUGAAGAUGUUCAAAAACAAGCGCCUGCGUCGCUCAUAAAAUUACAAUCCCUUCAAACCUUCAAGAUUGAGUCCAAUGGAGUGACCUCCGACAAUUCCUUGGUUCAGAGUGAAUCCUGGCCCACGUUGUUUGAGAAACAUGUGAAAUCCACAUGCCCCAAUGCAGAAUUCAGCGAUAGUGUCGUUCCUUUAGGGCCAUUGUCAAAUGCUGUAUCAUUAAAAGAUCAUGUGCAAAUCGUUACCCUAGGCACUGGGUCGGCGCUUCCAUCUAUACAUAGAAACGUUCUUUCGAACCUUAUACGUGUUCCAUUUUUGGACCCAGAGACUAAUCAAAUACGUUUUCGGGGGUUCAUGCUCGACGGAGGAGAGAAUACCAUUGGAAUGCUUCUCCGGAACUAUGGCCAUGAGCAACGAGCCCAAUUAAAUCAGAUUCUUGACGAGUUAUGUCUCAUCUUUUUGAGUCAUCUUCAUGCUGAUCACAACCUCGGCAUCAUCACCGUCAUUACCGCUUGGCUUGAACACAACUCAAACAAUCUGAAGAAAUUGUACCUUGUGGUACCAUUUCAAUAUCGGGAUUUUCUUCGUGAAUGGUUCCAGCUUGAAGAUUCUAAGUUCAAGAAUGAAUUAAAUAGAAUUCGUUUCAUUACCUGUGCUCAAUUAAUGCGCCAGCGUGGUUUCGAAGUGGAACCUCUUGACCCGGAAACCUUUCAGAGUCGCUUAGAGAAGGGUGAUACAAGCAAACCCAACCCAAAGAACGCAACUCCCCCGCUUUCGCCUGAAUUGUGGACCCGUCUUCAGGCCGACACCGGAUUAUUGCAGUUUGAGACAUGCCCUGCUAUUCAUUGUAAUUGGGCGUACAGUGUUAGCAUGACGUUUAAUUUAGGAGAGAAUGAGAAGUUUAAGAUUUCAUUCUCUGGUGAUACCCGUCCAAACCCCAAGUUUGUCGAGAUCGGUGUUGAUAGUGAUGUUCUCAUACACGAGGCUUCUUUGGAUGAUGUCAAUAUCGAGGAGGCUAUCGAGAAAAAGCAUACUACCUUGGUGGAAGCUGUCCGAGUGUCGCAAUUGAUGCGUUGCCGGAAAUUAGUUCUCACCCAUUUCAGCACUCGUUUCUCGGAAGAGUUCAAUUUCAUCAUGAGUUCCGCCGAAUACAAUGCACUGGUUGCACGGCUUCACGAAUAUCUUGGCAAAUCUCCCACGAACAUCUUUGCACAACAAGUUGCAAACAUGCCUCUGUUUGAAGACCUUGAUAUUUGCUACGCAUACGACUUGAUGUCGGUUCGUUUGAAUGAAAUUGGGCUACAAAAACCGCACUUCAAAGCCAUUCAGGCCCUUUCAUUGGCAGAAAAUACCGAAAUGCAGAUGAAGAAGGACGAGAAGAAGGAGCGCCGUCAAAUGAAGCUGUUCGAGAAACGAGAUGCCAAAAGGCAGCAGAGACUCGGCGCCGGCCAGAAUCAAAGUCUGAACCAAAGCCGAAGAUCUCCAAUUGAGGGUAAAGGUCAAUAA
Australozyma saopauloensis is the source of this 2631-nucleotide messenger RNA. RefSeq names its product tRNase Z. Gene Ontology annotation, cellular component: mitochondrion. The record is from RefSeq and is a predicted model, not a curated record. Gene Ontology annotation, molecular function: 3'-tRNA processing endoribonuclease activity. NCBI's taxonomy places the organism in Eukaryota, Fungi, Ascomycota, Pichiomycetes, Serinales, Metschnikowiaceae. The transcript has a single exon. Bases 1 to 2631 code for a protein of 876 amino acids. Gene Ontology annotation, biological process: mitochondrial tRNA 3'-end processing.